Eruca vesicaria subsp. sativa (arugula) is the source of this 1263-nucleotide messenger RNA. NCBI's taxonomy places the organism in Eukaryota, Viridiplantae, Streptophyta, Magnoliopsida, Brassicales, Brassicaceae. The record is from the annotation of a GenBank genome assembly.
ACGAUCUCCAUCAAGAGGAAUUUCUCUAGGUUGCUGAGUCAAAAUUUAAACUAAGUUGGGAAGAAAACAUAGGAGAAAAAGAAACAAUGGAGAAGACAAAAGUGGUAAUUGUGGGAGGUACGGGGUACUUGGGUCAGCAUCUUCUUCAAGCUUUCGCCGGAGACCGUUACGACGUCGCUUUCACUCACCACUCUCCUCUCUACCACCUCUUGCUCGACGCUUUCCCUCAUUUUUCCGCGUUUCCUGUCGAUAUCAAAACCGGUCUUGGCUUCCAUUCCAUUUCCCAGGAAUUUGGUCAGCCCGACGUGGUCGUGAAUUGUGCUGCUCUGUGUAUUCCUCGUGUUUGUGAGCAAGAUCCAGAUUCCGCUAUCUCCAUCAACGUCCCCUUUUCCCUUGUUAACUGGUUAUCAUCUUUUCAGACAAACAAAACCUUGUUGAUUCAUCUCUCUACUGAUCAAGUUUAUCAAGGUAUCAAGUCUUUCUACAAGGAAGAAGACGAGACUCUUGCGGUGAACGUUUACGGGAAAUCAAAAGUUGCAGCAGAGCUUCUCAUCAGAGAUAAAUGUCAAAAUUUCGCUAUAUUGAGGAGUAGUAUCAUCAUUGGUCCUCAAACUGUAUCACCACUCCCUAAGAAUCUCCUAGUUCAGUGGAUUGAUAGCGUCUUACAGAAGGGAGACACGGUGGAUUUCUUCCAUGAUGAGUAUCGUUGUCCCAUUUACGUUAAGGAUCUCGUGAGCAUCAUCUUGAAACUGAUAGACAGAUGGGUUCUCUCAGGUGAUAAACAGAUGCGCCUAAUUUUGAAUGCUGGUGGACCGAACAGACUCUCUCGUGUUCAAAUGGCGGAAGUGGUUGCACAAGUCAGAGGACACGAUCUUUCCUUGAUUAAACAUGUUUCUGCAUCAUCGGUUGAUUUAGGAGUGGUGUCACCAGCAGAUAUAUCAAUGGACAUAAGUAAACUGAUUCAGACACUUGAGAUCUCCCCAACUUCUUUCAAAGACGGUGUUAGAUUAACUCUUCAGUCUGAAUCUCAUCCCCACAUUCUCUCUUAAUAUUGUUCCCUUCUAUGCAUUAAAACCAGUUCUGGUUUUAAUUCGGGUCAGAUUUUAUUUCUUGCAACUAUGUUCUGGUUCCAUCUCUUUCGGUCAAAAAUAUAUUUUGUGUGUUAAGACAUUUUAACAUAUAGUUUUCUGGCUAUAACAUAUAUAUGUAUCAUCAAGUCAAGUAAGGUUUUGUUGGGAAUGUACUUAAAUCAUUUGUACUCUU